AUCGCCAUACUUUGUUCGUUGAGAUGGUCGUGGUCGUGGAUGGUACGUGAUUAAGCUGUUGUAGUUUUAGCAGUUUCGUGUUAUAUUCGUGAAGUGAUAUUUGUUUUUGUGAAGAUGGUUUAAAAUGUUCUCCCUGCGCAUUGUAAAUGUGGAUCAUUACAUGAGCCCACCGAAAUCGGGGCUGGACCUUACGUACUCUCAGUUCAGAGGAAAUCAAAUAAAAUCAGUGCCUGUUGUUCGAAUCUUUGGUUCAACACCCUCAGGUUGCAAAACAUGUCUCCACAUCCAUGGUGUGUUUCCGUACAUCCUUGUACCUUACAGUGGGACAGGAGAUGCCGGCCGUGCCAUGUACCAGUUAGCAUCCAGUCUUGAUAAGGCAAUCAAUGUGUCCACAGGUUCCUCUUAUUCAAAAAAACAACACGUGUUUAAAAUUGUACAGGUUUCUGGAAGACCAUUUUAUGGAUUUCACAGUCAAGAUCAUCAGUUCUUGAAAAUAUUUUUCUACAAUCCUUUGGUGGUGAAGAGAGCGUGUGACUUGUUACAGAAUGGAGCAAUAUGUGGGACACAAUUCCAGAUCCAUGAGGGUCAUGUGCCUUUUAUCUUACAGUUCUUCAUAGACUAUAAUCUGUACGGAAUGAGUUUUAUCAACCUGAAAAGUGUAAUACCUCGCAAAGACGCAGCUACAUCAGACCUAACUCCUGGGUCAUUAACCAAAGAAAGUUUUUGUGAGUUUGAAGCGGAUGCCAUGGCUGUUGAUAUUCUGAACAGGUUAACAGUUGAAGGAGAGUUAGCUGUAAAUCCAGGAUUAGCUGCAAUUUGGGAAGAGGAAAAAGAGCGUCUCCAGAAAGAUGCCUUGGAUUCGUCUCAGAGACCGACUCCACAGAGGACUAUGAGCGAGGUCUUGCUCAUGGAGAAACUCAAGGACAAUCUCAGGUUUCAGGGAACAUGUAGAGUUCAACUCCGAGAAACCAUACCGUAUCCAGCUGUGACCCAAAGAAGCACCGGCAGUGAGAUACUGGAUGCUUCGGUCUUAGACACUCACUCUCUAACAUCUCUUGUGCCCCAGAACACAACUAGAGAGGAAGUGGCUGUGAUAGAUGAAGAACUAGUGCUGAGUCUGACGGAACAAUCAUUUCUCUCAAAUUCUAUGGACCAUUCCAUGAUGUUGGCACUGGACACUCUGGCGGCACAAAAUGAGAACAUGGAUAGGGUGGUGUCACAGAAUGUGGACGAUGACAGCAUCUUGGGCUCACAGAUGUUGCCCGAGGAGACUAGAUGUGAUGGGAGUGCCUUAGUAGAGAAGGAAGAGGAGGGAGUAGAGUAUACUUUACCUUUUGAGCUGUCCUCUGACAGUGACUCGUUGGAAGAGAACGAUCAUAAUUCAGACGACAAUUUUGCUACAAAUAUUCCUCAGCUGGAUGGAAUUGGAGACGUCUUUGAGGAAAAUAAGAAGAGUGACACACAGAAAAGAGGAGCAUGUAAGAAAAAAAGGAAAGUGUUGAUUGAAAAUACAAAUGAAAACAGUGUGCCUUUUGAUAAUGAUGAAGUGUUGGGAAAUAAUAUGAAACACAGUGACUGUUGGCCUGGUUCUGUAAAAUCAGAAUGUAUGGAUGAAGUGUUUACUGACGGAUAUACGGAUAACAAUCCGUUGAGUAACUUUAGUGAAUACAGUAAUGCACCGAACGAUUCAAUCAACAUAGACUUUGUUCCCAGUUUCGAUGCUGUUUUGCGAGGUGACCCAUCCCUCACGUACGGUCAGGUGGCUUCCUCAGAAGACACAUUUUUACAAACUGCGGAAAACAGUUUCACAUCAGACCUAUCAUCGAUGUUCGGAAAAGACCAACUAUAUGUAGCCGUAAACAAGUUGGAUCUGUGUCUUAAUCCUGUGCCUUCGUUAAACAAUAAUGUAGAGUCCCCUUAUGCUACUGACAAGGCUAUGUCUGUGCUUUCAUUGAGCGAUGAAUUUUUAAAUACAUCACACCUAGAUGAGAUGUUUAAUGAUGAUUUGAAUAAAGGAUUGGACAUCAUAUGUGAAAGAAAUUCUCAGCUUGAAAUUGAGGAGAGUGAUUAUGAAGAAAGUGAAAUCAAAACUGAAAUAGAAAGGUUUGAAUCAGUACAAUGUGAAGACAAUAUGGAUAAUAUGAGUGAAGCAACUGAAAAAACCUCUCCUGAAGAAAUUGAAUUUGUUGAAGUUAAUACUACACCCAUCAAAAUUGAAGUCGAUGAAGGGAAAAAUGUGAAUGACAUUGAUAUGAAAGUUGAAUCUGAUAAGGAUUCAUCAAGUAUUAAUACUCCAACCAAAACAGAAAACAAUAAAUUGAAGGAGAAGAGAAGUUUCAAAUACAGCCCACAAAAGAAAAGGCUAUAUGUAAAAAUUUUGAAAGUGAUAAAAAGAAAUGUGAAUAAAAACAAUUGUUUAUUUGAAAUGAGCAGAUGUGAGAUAGAGAGAUAUUUCGAACAGCUGGAAUUUAUAGCAACAAAACUUAAGAAUAGAGACCCAAAUAGUUUGGAUCGUGUAAUUUUGACUCCCAUUAGAGAAAUAAAAAUCCAUGAAAAUGAAACCAUUCAAAAGAAGAAAAAGAAAAAUGCCAGACCGUCAAAAUUGGUAAAAUUAAUAAAGCAAUACAAUAGUUGUCUUUCAAUGAAAGAGAUACAAAGAUUGAUUUCUUGUUACGUGAAGUUAAAUAAAUUGCCCCUUGAAAAUUAUGAAUUUUCUUGUUCAAAGUAUGGUAAUACAAGUAAUGUCUCACAAAGCAAGAACAAAUCUAGGAAAAGUGUGCCCAGAAAGGAACAUCAGUUAAAUGUAAAGCAGGAUUCACAUGAUAAAACAAAGAAGAAUGGAGCUUAUAUCGACAGUGAUCAGAAUCGUGGUGAUUGCUGUCAACCGAGUUUCAGAAAACUGAACAGCAAGUCAAAUAAUAACAGGAGGGUACAAGAUAUUAGUAAAACUUCACCUGAUUCUCCAGUUAAAUUGGAACACAUAAAAAAGUCACGUGCAUAUAACAAAACAUGUAAUAUGAAAAAUAAGUUCAAGUCAGAAAUAAGUAAAGAAGAUAAAAAUCUGGAUAAAAUAUGUAAUAAAGUAAAAUGUUUAAGAAAAAAACAAAGCAAUACGCAAAACGAGACAGUUCCAAGUAUUAUUCAAUCUUUUAAUGAUGGUAAAGAUUUAUCAACAGAAACACUAUUGUCUCCUAGUAAGUUGAAAUCUGAGAUAAUUAAAAAUAAUCUUAUUUUUUCGAACUCUGCUGGAAAAUCAAAUCUGGAAAAGGAAACAGGUGUAAAGAGUGUAAAAUCUGAAGUGAUUUCAUCUGAAAAAAGUGACUUACAUUCUGCACCAUCCAUUAAAAUGGAGAAUUUAAUCUGCAAUAAACCGGUAGUUAUGUUGCAUAAAGACUGUGGUUUACUAAAAAAUGUGAAGCAAUCAAAACAUAGGAGUGAAAGAAAUGGAAUGAGCAACACAAAUAAAAGCAAUAAAAACACUGAGUUACAAAUAAAUUCACCAGGAAUAAAAUUAUUGUCAGAUGAGAUACCCAUAGAAGAGGCACAUGACAUUAAGAAAGAUGAUAAAACACAUCAUGUAAAUAUUAAAGAAGUCUCAAAUGAAAUUUCACAAGAAAUCACAAAUAACGUAGCAUCAAGGGAAAUACAUAAUUUAAAUAAUAUAAAUGAUGAAAACUCUUCUAGUUGUAACUCUAGAGUUACAAGGUUAGCAGUUAAAGAUAAUGACUUGUUCAAGACUGGUAAAUUACAAAAUAAAAAUGAAAGGCAUUUUGGAUGUAGAGAAAUCCAGAAGGUGAUAUUAGUAACUCUAAUAAACAUUCAGUUUGCAAGAAACCAGUAAACUAAAGGAAAAAUCAAAUCAACUACAGAAACGAAAAGUUCUCAAAUUUCAUUAGUUAAGGACCAGUUUAAUAGCAAAUAUAAAAAACUAAAAAGUAUUAACAAAGCAAAUCAAAAGGAGAAAGACAGAAGGACUGAAAAAAAUGAAAUACAAUUGACUGAAAACCCCAAUAAUGUGCAAAGUGAUAAUUGUUACCAAACCGUUUCUUUGAAGAACCACUCAUUGAUAUCAAGCAAUAAUAGAGAUAGCCUUAAUUCAAAGAAAACAGAAAACAAUCUUUAUCUGAAACCUGUAGUUGUCCUAGAUAAGGAUACAACAAAUAGAAUAUCAUCAAAGUCUGUAAAAUGUGUAAAAAAUAGUGUAAAUAAGGGAGCCUCUACUAGCCAUAAAUCUGGAGGUACAAGAGUUUCACUAAAAGAUAAUGACUCGCUCAUCAAGACUAGUAAAUUACGCAAAGAAAAGAAAAAUCAUUGUGGAUGUAGGUUUAUCCCAACAGAAAGUAUUAAUAAUUGUAAUAAAAAUUUAGUUUGUAAGGAACAAGAAAAAACUGCUGAAGGAAUUAAAUCAACAAUAGAAAGUAAAAGUUCCAAAAGUGCAUCAGUUAGGCAUCAGUGUAAUAAGAAAUCCAAAAAACCGAAAUUUGGAGAUAAAGAGUGUCUUAAGGAGGAAGACAAAAGAGGGGUGGAAGAAAAUGAAAUGAAAUUGAUUGAAAAUGAAAACAUCAGUAUUGUAGACAGUGAUAAAUGUUACAAAAAUGUCCCCUUGAAGAACAAUUUAUUGUUAUCAAGCGCUACUGAAGAAAAAACAGAACACAAUCUCGAUUUGAAGCCUGUAGUUGUCCUAGGAAAAGAUACUGCUUUUGAAGUGUUAAAUGCACCAUCAGCAACACAAAAAGAAAACAGGGACCAAAACGUCAGUUCAAGAGUAUGCAUGGAGAAAAUAAGUAGUGUGUCAAAUAUAAUGAGUGAAUGUAACGUAAAAAGUGGCUAUGCAGUGUCCUCAUACAGUCAGUUGAAGACAAAUAAAGGUAGAAAGAGAUCGUCAAGUCUAGAAUUUGUGAAGCCACCAGUUAAGUUGUUACGCAACAGUAUAAACACACACAGAAGGAGGUCAUUGAGAGUGUAUUCGCUUGACGGCACUGUGGAUAGCUCGUCUUCAGACGAGAGUGAGAGCAAUAGAAUUGAAGUAAGCCAAGUUGCGGCACUAAGCACUCCUAAUCGGAAAAGACAUGCAAAAAACAACAGAUCGCCAAAAACAAGUUAUGUUCCUUUAAAUAUUGAAAUCAAGAGGUCACCUAAAGUGAAUAUUAAACAAAAAGCUGAAAGCAAUUUUCUAGAUAAUGUUCCCAAAUUUGAUUUACAAAGUAAAUUGUUACCUGAAGAAGAUAAAAAUCUCGCUAAGGAAAUUUCAUCUAAUAAAAUUAAUGAAGGCCUUACUGAAAAGGAAAUGAGUUUAAAGCCUUUUAUAAAGCUGCAAAAGGUAUCUUUACCUUUAGAACUACCUUUGCCUUCAACAUCAGGAUCUAAUUUUUCAUGUAAAAAUGAGUCUUCAACGGUAACAGGGGAGAUGGCAAACAAUGAUCUGAGACAAAACGCUGUUCACCCGCUGGUAAAAAGAUUGAAAGUGUCCAUUCGCCGAUUGUCAGAAGACACACUAGGGGAUUCAGCAGCAAGUGGAGAACUCAACAGGCUUGAAAAAAGAUCCCACCGAAGUUUGAGUUUGCCUAUAACUGAAAAGGAGAAAACACUUUCCACUGGUAAACCAAAUAAUCCUGGGGAUGGUAUUGCUGAUGGUAAUGAAAUAAAAUCAUUUGAUUGUGCUACCAAAGGAAAAAGAGUCCGGAAAGUGUUGCUGUUUGGUGAGAACAGCAACUGUUCAAGCUCAGCGAGUGAGACAUUGAAGAUUUCUCGUAAUAAAUUUGUUAAAAAAAUGCCACCUCGUAAGUCAAGCUUGGAUAUGUUUGAAUUGAACAGCACUUCGGAAAACAGUGUGUCAGGAAAUAGUGAGACAGUCGUAAGUUUAGGCUGUGACAGUGUAACUCCUACGCUUUCAAGGUUAUCAGGAGUGUCUGUCCAAGAAGUAUCCGAGUUUGAAGAAGAAGAAGCAACGAUGAGCUCCAACCCACCAGACGAUAGUCAGUGGGCAAUAUUUUCACAGAGAAUCGCAAAUGAUGCCACUUUAACACCGGAGAGAAACUCUCUCAGUUUGUCAAAUUCAGUUUGGUUAACACCAGCUGAAGAACCUCCCUCGUGUGCUGAGGUGAUGUUGAAACUGGGAGAACUGGGCUUGCCAGAGGUUGUAAACGAAAUACCAUUCUACAGUGAGCCUGCAGACGUGGCAAAGUCGAGUGAGGUCGGGACCACCGUACUGAAGCUGAAGAGCAAAUCAGUUGCUCAUUUAGAAGAGUUUGAAGGCACUUUUAACUGUCUGUCAAAAUUAAUAAAAAGUGCUAAGAAGUUAUCCGCAGGAAGUUUCUUACAAACACAUUUAUUGUUGACACCAUUAAGAGAUCCUCCAAGCUCAGCACAAGCCAAAGAAUGGUUGAAGACAAAACUUUUGAUACCGGAAGACAAAGUGAUGGAGCACAAAAAAAUCACAAAAAUAGUCCUUCCUUCCAGUCCUGGUUGCUCCGAUAAAGAUGAUGACAGUAUGAGUGGUAGCAUGACAUUAUCACAGUGUACCCCACUUUCCAAACCCUCCAGUGAGGUAGAUGUAAAUGUUAGUUUCCGAAGCACUCCAGAAUCUACAUCUAACGACUCAAAAAUAAGUCCGCUUAUGGCCAGUACACCGGUUAACCCCGGAAACCAACCAGGAACUUCCAAGAAAAGAUUUUCUAGGGUCUCGUCAGCAUAUAAGAGAUCCUUGCCUUUGAUAAAGGAAGAAGAACAAGAUGAUCAACAAAACGAUCUUCUUAAAGACACCAGUCCUCAGGCUGGAUCAGUAACGCAGGCAGUGAAGAAGCUCUCUAACUCAAGAAUAAAACAAUUACUUUCGGAGUCCAAAAGUCCAGCUUCAAUAAGUUGUCAGAUAGAUACGGUAACGCCCAACAACUCCGGAAAUUAUCGAAUGGAACUAGAGAAUCUGCAAGAUGUUAAACUUAACCAUGAACAUCAACACUUGACAAUAAUGACAAUGGAACUCCAUGUCCACACAAGAGGAGAACUCAGACCCAACCCUGACCAAGACGCUGUCUGCUGCAUAUUUUACAACGUCACCAAUGACUGUCCAGACCCUUUGAUUUCACACAUUAAAGGAGUGAUUUAUGUGAGUGAAGAUGGAACAGAGGAAAAGAUGCCCCAUCUCCAGUCUCAUCUACAGGCUGUUCCGAAUGAACAGUCUCUGAUAGCUGCCUUUGUUGCUCUUGUACGCAAGUGGGAUCCAGACAUAUUUGUUGGUUAUGAGAUUGAACAGCUGUCUUGGGGCUACCUACUACAACGUGCCUACGUACUCAAUAUCAACUUGACAGUCGAGCUGUCUCGAGUCAGAGUCCUGACGUCCACGGAUAGUGGGACUAAAGAGAUAAAUGAUGAUGACUCGGAGAUUCGUCUCACUGGAAGGAUUGUGCUUAAUCUCUGGAGAUUCUUGAGACAUGAGGUCGCCCUACAGAGUUACACGUUUGAAAACAUCGCUUAUCACAUUCUUCACCAGCGAAUUCCUCUGUUUUCUUUCCGUAUUCUGACAAACUGGUGGGCCCACCGGACAAAAAUGUACAGGUGGCAAGUGUUUGAGCAUUACCUCACACGUGUGGAAGGCAUUGUGAAGAUAAUGCAGCAGUUGGAUCUUGUCGGCAGAACCAGUGAAUUCGCUCGACUAUUUGGAAUCCAAUUCUACGAGGUUUUAUCACGAGGUUCUCAGUUUCGGGUGGAGUCCAUGAUGCUGCGACUGGUGAAGCCACUGAACUAUGUGGCAGUGUCGCCCAGUAUGCAGCAGAGAGCCAGGAUGAGAGCACCGGAGAGUCUGCCUCUCAUUAUGGAACCUGAGUCCAGAUUCUACACUGACCCUGUGAUUGUUUUGGAUUUUCAGAGUUUGUACCCUUCAAUCAUAAUCGCUUACAACUACUGUUUCUCUACGUGUAUGGGCAGAAUCGAACAUUUGGGAAGAUCUGAACUAUUUGAAUUUGGAUGCACUCAAUUGAGGGUUCCAAUAGAUGAGCUCAGCCGUCACAAGGACAACCUCAACUUCUCCCCCUGCGGUGUAGCGUUUGUCAAUCAGUCAGUGGUGAAGGGGGUGCUGCCUCGCAUGCUGGAGGAAAUCCUCAAUACUCGUCUUAUGGUGAAACAGUCGAUGAAAGAGAAGAAAGACAACAAAACACUGCAAAGAGUGUUGCAUGCCAGACAGCUGGGGCUCAAACUCAUUGCAAAUGUCACGUACGGGUACACGGCAGCUAACUUUUCUGGAAGAAUGCCUUGCAUUGAGGUGGGAGACAGCGUGGUGAGCAAAGCUCGGGAAACAUUGGAGCGGGCAAUCAGCUUAGUGGGGAGGACCACCCGGUGGGGUGCCAGAGUUAUCUACGGAGACACGGAUUCCAUGUUUGUGCUGGUACCGGGAAAGUCCAGGGAAGAGGCAUUCCGGAUAGGUGCUGAGAUUGCGGAGGCAGUUACAAAUGACAAUCCGAAACCUGUGAAACUUAAAUUAGAGAAAGUGUAUCAGCCUUGCUUACUGCAGACUAAGAAAAGAUAUGUGGGCUACAUGUAUGAGAGUCCCAGCCAAGACAAACCGGUUUAUGAUGCGAAAGGCAUUGAGACAGUCCGGAGAGAUGGAUGUCCAGCUGUUGCCAAGAUAUUGGAGAAGACGCUGCGGAUCCUCUUCGAGACCAAGGAUGUGAGCUUGGUGAAACGCUACGUGUGUCGACAGUUUGGCAAAGUGUUGUCCGGCCGCAUCAGUAUCCAGGAGCUGACGUUUGCCCGAGAGUACCGGGGAGCUGCUGGAUACAGGCCCGGAGCUUGUGUUCCUGCUCUUGAGUUGGCCAAGCAGUGGCGGACUGUGGAUCCACGCCUGGAGCCAAGAGUAGGCCAGAGAGUGCCAUAUGUUAUUGUGGCGGGGCCCCCGGGUCUUCCACUCAUCAGACUGGUGCGCAGCCCCGCCACUCUGCUAGCAGACGACAGCCUCAAGAUAAAUGCUGAGUAUUACAUCUCCCGAGUUAUCAUUCCUCCUCUGGACAGGUGCUUCUCCCUCAUUGGAGCCAACAUUCCCAUGUGGUACUCUGAGAUGCCGAGGAGGCAACAACACUUGUACCUGCACUCAACCAGCAGUGAGGGAGGAAGGAAGGCAACCAUCUCACAGUACUUUGUAACAAUGAAUUGUAGGUACUCUGAGAUGCCGAGGAGGCAACAACACUUGUACCUGCACUCAACCAGCAGUGAGGGAGGAAGGAAGGCAACCAUCUCACAGUACUUUGUGACUUGUAACUGUGCUGUGUGCGAGAGUGUAACAACGAGUGGUGUGUGUCCCACAUGUCAGCAGCAGCCACAGCGCCUCGCCACAACUCUUGCUGACAAAGUGCAAGUUUGGGAACGCAAGGUCGCUCUCGUUAAUAAGAUAUGUCAGUCGUGUUGUGGCCGCCCCAGUGAGAUCGACUGUUCUUCUCUCGACUGCCCAGUCCUUUACCGCCGCCACCAGGCUUUGAAGGACCUUAGGCAAGCCGACUACAUCCGUGACCUUCAACGGCAAUACUUGUCUUUUUAGUUCUCAAUUAUUCUCUACACUUAUAUUGUUACCUACUUUUAUUUACUGUUAUGUUUUAUAGUAUUUAUAUUUUUUACAAAAAGUUCAAGCAGAUGUAAAUAGUAUAUUUUUAUUUAUAAAGGCAAUAGCGUGUCAAUUAUAAAAAAACACGUAUAUUUUGUAAUCUGUUGUAUAGACAGGAAUAUAUUUAAUUUACAUAUACUUUUUUAUCCUAAAUAUGUUUUAAGUAGGCUAUUUUGUUUAAAAAUCAGGAAUAUACUUUUAGUUAAGCUCCUAUCUAUGUUACCUUAUAUGAUGUAGGAAAAGAUUACAGUGUAUAAUGUUGUAUAUUUUUAUAAAUGUAAUUUAACAAUAAAUUUAAAUAAUUACAUAACUCUUGAA
Molecule: messenger RNA, 9907 nt
Organism: Homalodisca vitripennis (glassy-winged sharpshooter)
Lineage: Eukaryota; Metazoa; Arthropoda; Insecta; Hemiptera; Cicadellidae
Biological process (GO): error-prone translesion synthesis; double-strand break repair via homologous recombination
Cellular component (GO): nucleus; zeta DNA polymerase complex
Molecular function (GO): DNA-directed DNA polymerase activity; nucleotide binding; DNA binding
Source: RefSeq, a predicted model, not a curated record